This is a messenger RNA of Oxyura jamaicensis (ruddy duck), 1275 nucleotides long. RefSeq names its product SMAD family member 6 (gene SMAD6). Gene Ontology annotation, molecular function: I-SMAD binding; transcription regulator inhibitor activity. The transcript has 6 exons. NCBI's taxonomy places the organism in Eukaryota, Metazoa, Chordata, Aves, Anseriformes, Anatidae. Gene Ontology annotation, cellular component: heteromeric SMAD protein complex. The record is from RefSeq and is a predicted model, not a curated record. The coding region runs from base 1 to 1158 and encodes 385 amino acids. Gene Ontology annotation, biological process: transforming growth factor beta receptor signaling pathway; regulation of transcription by RNA polymerase II; cell differentiation.
AUGUCUUCACCCUCUCCAUCCAUGUACCUCAUUUUAUUAGGCUCUCCGGAGGGUUGGGAGCUGGAUUUGAAGAGGUGGCUGGAGCUGGCUGCUGCGGGCCCCGACGGCGGAGCCCCCGGCGGUUCCCCGGAGCGGCGGGGCCGCGAGGCGCGGUCGCGGCUGCUGGUGCUGGAGCAGGAGCUGAAGGCCGUCACCUACUCGCUGCUGAAGCGGCUGAAGGAGCGCUCGCUGGACAGCCUGCUGGAGGCGGUGGAGUCCCGCGGGGGCAUGCCGAGCGGCUGCGUGCUGGUGGCCCGCACCGAGGUGCGCCUGGGGGGCCAGGCGGCUCCCCCCCACCUCCUGCUGGGCAAACUGUUCCGCUGGCCCGACCUGCAGCACCCCGCCGAGCUCAAGCCCCUCUGCGAGUGCCAGAGCUUCGGCGUCGCCGACGGCCCCACCGUCUGCUGCAACCCCUACCACUUCAGCCGCCUCUGUGGGCCAGAGUCUCCACCACCUCCUUACUCUCGGCUGUCUCCUAAUGAUGAGCAAAAGCCACUGGAUCUAUCGGAUUCCACGUUGUCUUACACUGAAACAGAGGCUACAAACUCGCCCAACGUCACGCCCGGAGAGUUCUCAGAUGCCAGCACGUCGCCCGAUGCCGUGAAAAGGAGCCAUUGGUGCAACGUGGCCUACUGGGAGCACCGGACGCGCGUCGGCCGCCUCUACACAGUGUACGAACAGUCUGUCAGUAUAUUUUAUGACCUACCUCAAGGAAACGGCUUCUGCCUCGGACAGCUAAACCUGGAAAACAGGAGCGAGACUGUGAGAAGGACUCGAAGUAAAAUCGGAUACGGGAUUUUACUUAGCAAAGAACCGGACGGUGUGUGGGCUUACAAUCGCAGCGAGCAUCCCAUCUUUGUCAACUCCCCGACACUGGACAUCCCCAACUGUAGGACUUUGAUAGUGCGCAAGGUGAUGCCGGGCUAUUCCAUCAAGGUGUUUGACUACGAGAAGUCCUGCCUCUUGCAGCACACCGCUGAGCUGGAUUACGCGGACGGGCCCUACGACCCCAACAGCGUGCGGAUCAGCUUCGCCAAGGGCUGGGGGCCCUGUUACUCGAGACAGUUCAUCACGUCGUGUCCGUGUUGGCUGGAGAUUUUGCUCAGUAACAAUCGAUAACGGUCAGCCUCUGACGAAAGGAAAAUAAAAAAAAGACACAGACUAUCCCAAAUAUCACCUACCUAGAUUUAAUAUAAAGUUUUAUAUAUUAUAUGAAAAUAUAUAUUAUACUUGUAA